AUGGAAGGAGAUGAAAGACACCACGGAAAACGUAUUAACUUCUUCCUUGCGCUAGCAACAUUAUUAAUCGCGGCCACCUCCUCCCUCUACGGCGCCGAUUCCCUCGCCACCAAAGAAGAUGCGGCCAUCAUGGCCAAGCUGGCCACCUCCCUCACUCGAACGCCGCCCAGCUGGUCAGCCAACGACCCCUGCCGCUGGACCGGCAUCACCUGCGACUCCUCCGGCCACGUCACCGCCAUCAGCCUCGCCUCCAAAUCUCUCUCCGGCCAAUUGCCAUCCGAAUUAACCAAACUCUACGCUCUCAGGGACCUCUCCCUCCAACGAAACCAAAUCUCCGGCCCCUUGCCCUCCCUCGCCAACCUCCCUUCCCUCCAACAAAUCUUCCUCGACACCAACAAUUUCACCUCCGUUCCCUCUCCGUUUCUCUCCGGAUUAACAAGUUUACGGAUCCUAAGCAUGGCAGACAACCCUAAUCUAGCUCCGUGGUCGCUUCCCGGCAGCCUCGCCGAUUCCUCCGCCCUGAGUUCCAUUGACGCCGAGCAAUGCAAUUUGAUCGGUACCUUGCCGGACAUAUUCGGGUCACUGCCGAAUCUGCAAGAAGUCAGGCUUUCACACAACAAUCUCACGGGGCCUCUGCCGCCUUCCUUCUCGAAAUCAGGGGUUCAGAGGCUGUGGCUCAACAAUCAGGCUGUUGGUCUUUCGGGUAGGAUCGAUGCGAUCGGUGGAAUGUCGCAGUUGACACAGGUUUGGCUUCAUCAGAAUCUAUUUACGGGUCCAAUCCCAGAUCUUUCUGGGUGCACUUCUCUCUUCGAUAUCUCGCUCCGAAAUAACGAGCUAACCGGCCCCGUCCCGUCUUCUCUAACUACGCUUCCAAAGCUGGCUAAUAUUUCACUCCAGAACAACAAGUUACAGGGUCCAUUACCGCGCUUCCCCAAAAAUGUAAUGGUGAGCCUCGGGAAGAACAACUUCUGCAACCAAUCGCCGAAGCCUUGUGAUCCGCAGGUGACUACAUUGCUUGACAUUAUCGGGGCGUUUGGUUACCCAAAUAUCUUUGCCGAAUCUUGGUCCGGGAAUGACCCUUGCAAAGGAUGGAAAUCCGUUUCCUGUGAUUCAAAGGGGAGAGUGACGGUGCUAAAUUUUGGAAAACAAGGUUUGGUUGGGACGAUCUCGCUGGCCAUUGGAGACCUGAAUUCAUUGAAAAAUUUGCUCUUGAAUGACAAUAACCUCACCGGCACAAUACCUCCCAACUUGACAAAAUUACCUCAGCUCCAGCUUGUUGAUCUCUCCAACAACAAUAUUUCAGGAAAAAUACCAGCUUUCGAAUCAUCUGUGACAUUGAAAACAUCCGGAAAUCCAAACAUUGGAAAAGACCUUCCAUCUGAUGGUAGCGGGAAGCGAAACGGCAUGUCUGGGUUGCGGCCGUGGCUGAUCGCAGCUGCCAUUGUCUUAGCUUUGAUUUGUAUGGUAGCUUUGUCUCUCCUAAUUUACAAGCAGUACGUGAAGAAUCAUAGUUGGAAGUACUACAGAUGGAUCAGAUACUCUGGAAAAGCGGGCAAUUCGAAGAGCACUAAAGAUGGCACUGCCAUUGGUUCGUCCGGUCCUGGAAGUGAAGCGCCCAGCCGAAGCAGCUGUACCACUAAUAGUGGCAUCCAGGCUUUAGCUGGCGGCAAUGCCAUACCAGUAGAGGUGCUCCGAGAAGCUACAAGCAAUUACAGUGAACAUAACGUUCUGGGUGAGGGUGGAUUCGGGAUUGUUUACAGAGGCAGACUCCCGGACGGGACUCAAAUAGCCGUCAAGAGGAUGGUAGCUAUCCCGGCGAUCAGUUCAAAGGGGCUCAGGGAAUUCGAGGCCGAAAUCGCGGUGCUCAGCAAGGUUAGGCACAGGCAUUUAGUUGCGCUUCAUGGUUUUUGCAUCCACGAAAAUGAGAGGCUUUUGGUUUACGAGUACAUGCCUCAAGGCACGCUGGGGCAGCACCUGUUCAGCUACAAAGAAAUGGGGUAUCCUCCGCUUACUUGGAAGCAGAGACUCACAAUCGUGCUGGAUGUUGCAAGAGGGAUUGAGUAUUUGCACGGGUUAGCACAAGAGAGUUUCGUUCAUAGAGAUUUGAAGCCAUCUAAUAUACUUCUUGGAGAUGACUUGCGAGCUAAGGUGUCUGAUUUUGGCUUGGUUAAGAAUGCACCUGACGGGAAGCACUCGGUGGAGACAAGGCUGGCCGGAACAUUUGGAUACAUGGCCCCGGAAUAUGCUGCCACUGGAAAGGUGACGACAAAGGCGGAUGUAUUUGCAUUCGGGGUGGUGCUGAUGGAGACAAUCACAGGUAGAAAAGCGCUAGACGAGAGCUUGCCGGACGAGGAAAGCCAUUUGGUGGGUUGGUUCCGAAGGCAGCUCCUGAAUAACAAGGACAGCAUCAGGAGAUUUGUAGACCCCUCCCUGCCGGACCCAGACGAAGAAACCUUGGAGAGCAUAUACAAAGUUGCUGAACUAGCGGGACACUGCACUGCUCGCGACCCCCGCCAGCGGCCGGACAUGGGCCACGCCGUAAACGUACUAUCUCCCCUUGUGGAUCAAUGGAAACCACAAGGGGAACACGGUUUCGGCUUCGAGCUUGGCAUGAGCCUCCCUCAGGCCUUGCAAAAGUGGCGGUCUGGUGAAGAUUCCAUAAGAACCAGCAGUUUUACAAACCCAAGCGAACCUUCCGCCCCUUCAACCUCCUUCAAAUCAAGAGAUGGUCGAUGA
Messenger RNA from Diospyros lotus (date-plum), 2736 nucleotides. RefSeq names its product receptor-like kinase TMK4. The record is from RefSeq and is a predicted model, not a curated record. Gene Ontology annotation, molecular function: protein binding; protein kinase activity; ATP binding. NCBI's taxonomy places the organism in Eukaryota, Viridiplantae, Streptophyta, Magnoliopsida, Ericales, Ebenaceae. Bases 1 to 2736 code for a protein of 911 amino acids. The transcript is spliced from 2 exons. Gene Ontology annotation, biological process: protein phosphorylation.